This is a messenger RNA of Talaromyces proteolyticus, 1121 nucleotides long. RefSeq lists its product as uncharacterized. The transcript is spliced from 3 exons. Bases 135 to 932 code for a protein of 265 amino acids. The record is from RefSeq and is a predicted model, not a curated record. NCBI's taxonomy places the organism in Eukaryota, Fungi, Ascomycota, Eurotiomycetes, Eurotiales, Trichocomaceae.
GCCUCUUCGACAGCCACUUUCAGGAGCCGUAGGAGAUUCCGUGAUUAGAAUGGGGAUGACCUAUUUACUAAGCGAAACAAGUCUACGAUCCUUGUGACGAUCUCAAUAUAUAAUCAUACCCCAUAUACUCUAACAUGCCACGCGUAAAACUAAAGACGAAGGCUGAAAACCUUGAACGAGUCCGUAAUAACCAACGCAAAUGUCGACAACGCAGGCGUGAUUAUGUGGCCGAGCUUGAAGGCAGGAUUGCCUCCUAUCAGGAAGCCGCCAUCCAAGCGAACCUGAGUUUUCAGGCUGAGGGAGAACAACUCCGCAUGGAAAACCAGGCGCUACGAACCUUAUUAGAUUCCAGUGGUGCGGAUCCCGUCGCUGUGGAGCAGUUUCUUGCAAAGAAGUGUCAAGAAGGGACGUCGAAAGAGAGACAAUUAGACCUUGUUGCGACAAAUCCAGGGUCGUUUUCUGUUGGGUUGGACACUGAUCCAACAACCUUACAGUUGUCAAAUACGAUUUCUGAAUUUGUUGGGUCUUCUACGACGGUUACGGAAUUUGCAGAUCCUGGACCGCUGGGUGUGCAGCUUCCACCUUCGCCAUUUACAGCAUUUGGUGACUCUUUUGGGCUCGCAAUGUCUAAUAUUUACAUGCCGAAUUUACAUGAAGGAGCGCCAGAACGUCAUCUGACCGACUUUCUAUCUGUGACUACCCAGAAUAUAUCUGGCUAUAUCCCGACAGGAUUAAUCGACGACGUUCUUCAAGAUACAACUCUUUGCACUGUUGCUAUCCAGAUUGUCAGUCUCUGUAACAAAAAGAAUUUAAACUUAUUGGAGCUGGAUAGUAAGCUUCGCCACGGGUAUAGAAACGCCAGGGCUCCGCUGGAAGGUUGUAGAGUUGAUAAUUGGGUUCUGCUGUCCGUGCUUGCCGAAAUCAUCCAUUAACUAGUUCCAGUGUUCGUUUACUAAUAGCACAAUAUUUGAUGUAAGAAGAACUACUCUCAUUAGGUCCCUGCUUUUGGUAUAGUCGUGUAUAUCUUUUUUACAAGAGAACUAGAUGACCAUAAAGUUAUAUUAGGCUAUGAGAAUAUACCUUAAUCAUUUAGAAAUACAUUCAAAAGCGAUGACACAUCA